Elaeis guineensis (African oil palm) is the source of this 3253-nucleotide messenger RNA. RefSeq lists its product as uncharacterized. The record is from RefSeq and is a predicted model, not a curated record. NCBI's taxonomy places the organism in Eukaryota, Viridiplantae, Streptophyta, Magnoliopsida, Arecales, Arecaceae.
UUUUUCUUUAUUUUUCUUUCUUUUUCCUCCAUAGGUAUUUGGUAUUUGGGAAUUUUGGUUUUGAGGUGUGAGGGGGGUUUGACCAAAGGUGUUCAAUUUCCCCCCCAAUUUUUAACAUUUUGGUGGGAAAAGAUUGGAGUUCGAGGGUUUUUCAUGCGGCGUCGCGAUUCAAAUUCCUCCAUCGUCGUGGAUUUUAUCCGAAUGGGAUAUGGGAGAAUUUACUAGGACCAGUUGGCUUCAGGCAUUGAAGAAUUUAUUGUUUCAGUUAGUAGAAGUGUAGGUUGUGCUGUUGUUGGUCUUGAAUGGAGAGUUUAUACACGAAAAGACCAUUUGUGUGAGGAUAGGAGGCAGAUAAUGGAAUGCAAUAGAGAUGAGGCCCUUAGGGCAAAAGAAAUUGCUGAAAGAAAGUUCAGUGCGAAGGACAUUGUAGGUGCUAAAAAAUUUGCUCUGAAGGCCCAAAAUCUCUUUCCAUCACUUGAAGGUAUCAACCAGAUGAUUGCAACUUUUGAUGUUCAUCUUGCAGCACAAGUGAAGGUCAAUGGAGAAAAUGAUUGGUAUGCAAUUCUAUGUGUGAAUGCUUCAGCUGAUGAAGAGACUGUGAAGAAACAGUACAGGAAGCUAGCUCUCCAACUUCACCCGGAUAAAAACAAGUCAAUAGGUUCUGAAGGUGCUUUCAAGCUUAUUUCUGAAGCAUGGAGUGUUUUGUCUGAUAAGAGUAGAAAAAUUAUGUAUGAUGAGAAGAGGAACGGAAAAGGAUUCCAGCAGAAAGUUACUCAACCAAACAGAGAUCAUUCUGUUCCUAAUUCUUCCAAUGGUUUCUACAAUUUUUCCAAGAACACAACAUCCAGUAAAAGAGCUCGGAAGAGUAACAGUGGUGUGGCUCAAUCUGCUGUACCCCCCUCAUCUCAUCCAUCAAAACUCGAUACAUUUUGGACCUCAUGCAAUCGAUGCAGGAUGCAGUAUGAGUACCUCAGAGUGUACCUCAAUCACAACCUUCUAUGUCCCAACUGCCAUCAGGCCUUCUUGGCCAUUGAGAUCAGCGUUCCUACUAAUGCACCUAAUUCCUCUGUUUCUUAUUCAACUAAACGGCACCAACAGAAUUCAAAUCAUAAUUCUACAAUGAAGAAUGCUUAUGGUCAUGAGAAUAAUUCGACUUUUCCAGCAACAGGACACACAGGAUUCCAGUAUGGAGGAAAUGUUGACUCCUAUAGUAAUACAAACUUCCAAUGGGGUUCAUUUUCUAGUUCAGCUGGUGUUGCUAGCUCAACAGACUCUGCUGCUCGGGCUGCAGAUGUGAUUCAUCAGACAUUUGAGAAAAUAAGAAGAAAAUAUGAGGAAACACAAUCAACAAUUAGAUGUGAAGAGGUUCCUCGGAACAAGAAUUAUGUCUCAAAUAAUACUGUUGGUGGUUCUGGAAGUUAUAAUGCUAGUGCAAGUGGCAAUGCAUAUGAACAGGAGCGACCUACUUCUAAGGUUGGCAAAUCUGCAAAGAGAAGAAGAAAUAAUGGUGGCGAUGCUGGUGCAAAUCAUGGCAGAGAUGGAACAGAAAAAAUGGUGGCAGGCACUGGAAAAACUGGCGCUUCCGAACUGGAAAAGGCUAAUGGUGUUUACGUGGAUUAUGGUAAGGCCAGAGUGACUGCAAGGCAGAACAAUUUCAGCAGGGAGUACGUGCAAGUUGACAUUAGGAGUAUACUGAUGGAGAAGGUCAAAGUGGCAAUCAAUAAGAAGUUGGAAGAAUGGAACUUGGAUGCUGCAUCCAAACUGGCAGAGAAGGACAUGUCCAAGCAGAAACAAAACCAAAAUGAUAAUGAAAAUGUAGCAGAUAUGGUUGUUGGGGAUGCUGCUGAUCAGAACCAGUUAAAUGACUCCAGAAUUGGCAAAAAACAAAUUCCUGAUAUCAAGAGUUCCCCUAAUGACCGUAACGUAGAUUCUGAUAAAAAAGCUACCAAACCUAUAUCAAUUGAUGUUCCUGAUCCUGAUUUCAAUGAUUUUGACAAGGAUCGUACAGAAAGUUCUUUUGAAGGUGAUCAGGUAUGGGCUACUUAUGAUAAUGAAGAUGGUAUGCCUCGUCUAUAUGCUCUGGUUCAAAAAGUCAUCUCACAAAAGCCUUUUAAGAUUCGCAUGAGUUUUCUCAAUUCAAAGUCCAAUAGUGAAUUGGGUCCAUUAAACUGGGUUGCCUCUGGUUUUUCCAAGACAUGUGGAGAUUUUAGGGUGGGGAGAUAUGAAGUCAGUGAUACAGUCAAUAUAUUUUCUCACAGAGUUAGAUGGGAGAAAGGUCCUCGAGGUGUUAUCAGAAUUAUUCCUAGAAAAGGUGAUAUCUGGGCACUUUACAGAAACUGGUCUCCUGACUGGAAUGAGCGCACACCUGAUGAUGUUAUAUACAAGUAUGAGAUGGUGGAAGUACUUGAUGACUACAACGAGGAUCAAGGCGUGUCUGUCACCCCCUUACUGAAAGUAGCUGGUUUCAAAACAGUGUUCCAUCGACAUUUAGACCCAAAAGAGGUUAGAAGGAUCCCCAGAGGAGAGAUGUUUCGUUUUUCCCAUCAGGUUCCUUCUUAUUUGCUUACAGGUGAAGAAGCUCAUGAUGCUCCAAAAGGUUGCCAUGAACUGGACCCAGCAGCUACUCCAUUUGAACUUCUUCAAGUAAUUACAGAAGUUAAGGAAGAUGCGGUGAUGGAGACUGCUGAAUGACAGGCAUAUAGUUGAUUGUGGAGUCUAUAGGUGCAUUUGUUGACUUCCUAAUGUCAAACAUAUUGGACUUAUCCCAUUAUCCAACAUUCAUUGGGCUCAUUAGCUCUAUCAUGUCAUCAUUUUUUCUCUUUUGGCUGAUGACUUGGAUUAGGACACCAGGGUGAACUUCUUGUUUCACAAUCCUUUAUGAUAGUCAUCGUUGGGCAUCCCUAACCUCAAUCUUCUCUCAAAAUGGAGAUUACUUGGAUGAGAUUCUCAGGAAUUGGUUUGCAGAGACUUAAGAUUUUGAUGCCAGAGCCUCAUUAUGGUGUUUCCACCUUUUUAUGCUUCCCAAGGUGAAUGCCCUUUUUAAGUACUUGUUCCAGCUACUCGAUUUGCCAACACAGAUAAGAUUCCAGAUGUAUCCCUACCUUGUGUGUUCAUUUACUUGUUCUUAUGUAUUUCUUGGAGGCAUACGCCAUCUUUUCUAAUAUGUUUGAACUUCAUGAUUCUGAUUAAAGACUGAAAGCUCAUUCAGAUUUUAUGAUAAUAUCAAGUCACUGUUCUCAGUGGUGCUUUUAUU